Lutzomyia longipalpis is the source of this 1930-nucleotide messenger RNA. It is a transcript of the gene sNPF, whose product is annotated as short neuropeptide F. NCBI's taxonomy places the organism in Eukaryota, Metazoa, Arthropoda, Insecta, Diptera, Psychodidae. The transcript has 8 exons. Bases 375 to 1025 code for a protein of 216 amino acids. The record is from RefSeq and is a predicted model, not a curated record.
AGUUCCAUUGGAGCCACAUAAGCUCCGACACGGCGCCAAAGUGAAGAAGCCUCCCGAAAAGGAACUCAGAGCGCGAUACACCAGGAAAAUUAUUUCUCUCCACUUUGGAACAGUUUUGUGAUUUAUAUUUAGUUUGUGGAAGUGACCCUUCCUCUGCUUGUGAAGGGGAGAAAGUUUUUCAUUUUGUGAUUGUGACUCAGGUGAAAAACGUGUGUGCAAAGCAAAAAUCUCAGCAUAUAUUGAGGAAAUAAUAGCCAGGAGGAGAUUUAGCAGCUUUCGCACGGCAAUUGGCCAAUUCUUUUCGGAUCCUCUAUCUACUGCGUUUUAUGACUUUUACACUCAUCGCUGGAAAAUCUUAAAAAGAGGAAGGAAAAAUGAAUGGCGCCAAACAAUCUCUUCUGAUAUUUGUUCUUAUUCUUGCGAUUCGAAUGCUUAUGGCAGCCCCAGCGAUGGACACUGAAAGUUCGUUAAAUGAUCUGUACGAGAGCUUACUACAGCGAGAAUACACUGGUCCCAUUUCACUUUCCGAUCACCAAGUGGAACGCAAAGCCGUGCGGUCACCCUCCCUGAGACUACGCUUUGGCAGACGCAGCGAUCCCAGCUUCAAUCCCUUCCAGAUGGAGAAGAUCAACCAGAAACCUAUUAGAUCACCUUCCCUCAGGCUCCGAUUUGGACGACGGAAUGACCCACUCUUCCCUACCUUUAAUCAGGAUUUACUAAAUGACGAACUUACCUUCAAACGGCCAGAAAGGAAGCCCGCUAGCCGCCUUCGCUGGGGACGAAGUGCAGCAACGACCAGUGAAAAUUCAAAUGAGGAAAUCGGAAAUCCUGGUGAUGUCCAAAUGACACGAGAGGAGAGGAAACCAGCACGGCUGCGUUGGGGACGAAGUGAUGGUGGAAACAUGAGGAACAGUAUUUUGACUGAUGAAGAAAUAAAUCUCUUGGCUCAACUUCUUCUUCAAGAUCAGGAAUCCUUAAAUAAUUUCCUUGAAAAAUCUACGGAAAAUCACAUGACUCUCAAUUAAAUUUCCCCCAGUUUUCAUCCCCUAAGAAACUAGAAAAUCAACUAUAAAAACUUUUAGGACCUUCUUCAUGCCUGUAAUUUAAAAAAAUAUAAUCCUCCUCCGAGAGAGAAAUUGAUGGAAAUCACACAUAAAACUUUUCCGGAAACCCGGACAAUGAAAAAUCAUUUAAAAAUAUAUAUGCUCGUGGCGUUAUAAAUAGAAGCCAGAGAAAUCUUUCAUGACAAAUCUUGCUCUUUCUCCAGAAUGAACUAUAUAGAAAAAAUAUUUUCAAUCAUGGCACAAAAGAAAAAUAUCUAUUGGCAUAGAAUUUUUAUUGAGAAUAGAAAGUUUUCUUGAGAGAGAAAAGAGAGGAGCGAAAUUAAAAAAAAAAAAGAAAAUUAAGAAAAGUAUUAAAAAUAAAAAUUAUUAUAUGUAACUGAAUCACUAUUGAGAGAAAUCAUGUGUAAUUAACCGAAUCAUGAUCAAUUAAUUGAUGAAAAUUGUGGGGAGACUACUUAUUUACGAUAAAAAGUGUUUACCUAAUUUCGUUGCUGACUGCAAAAUGUCUGUUUUAAUUUAAUCUACUCUAUUAUAUAGAAUUAAAAAUAAAUUAGUGAUUAUAUAAAGAAUUCCUCAAAAAUAUUUCAUUUAUAUACUACAUUACAUAUUACAGUACAUAACAUUAAUUUCCUCAAUAAAAUCACAAAAUUAUUGCAUGAGUCGGAAAAGUAAAAUAUAACUGUAAGAAAAUAAUUUUGUUUUCUUCCGUUUUUUUAAUAAAAAAAAAUACAGAGAAAUGUAUACUGAAAAUUGAAGAAAAACUUUUACCUAUAUUAUACAAAAAAAAAUUCUGAAGAAAUAAAUUGAUUGAAUUAUUAAAAUUAUAUAAUCAAAUUCAUGUACAUAAUAAAGAGGAAUUAUAUCAA